This is a messenger RNA of Ceratotherium simum simum (southern white rhinoceros), 1614 nucleotides long. It is a transcript of the gene ZNF280A, whose product is annotated as zinc finger protein 280A. Gene Ontology annotation, biological process: regulation of DNA-templated transcription. The record is from RefSeq and is a predicted model, not a curated record. Lineage: Eukaryota; Metazoa; Chordata; Mammalia; Perissodactyla; Rhinocerotidae. Gene Ontology annotation, molecular function: RNA polymerase II cis-regulatory region sequence-specific DNA binding; DNA-binding transcription factor activity, RNA polymerase II-specific.
AUGAUAGAUCUCCUCUUGUCGUGUGAGGAGGAACAAGCGCCAAACCCACCACAGAAGAACACAGGAGAAUCCAAACUCAGGGACAGGUACAAUGAAGAUGGUGAGCUGAUCUUUGUUGGAGUGGAACAUGUAAAAGAAGACGCUGAAAUUCUCUUUGUCAGAGUGAUUUCAAAUUCAAAACCAGUCAUUUCAAACAUUUUGAACAGAGUGACCCCAGAAUCCUAUUCAAAAAGAAAGAAAGGCCACGUGAAUCAAGAUCCUGCUUGUGCAUGGCAGCCUGCAAAUCACAUGACCCAUUCCUCAAAAGCAGUGGUCAUCUCGCCAGUUUUUCAAUCUGAAUGGAGAGCAAUAGAUAGUCCUAUUAUUUCUGAGCCUUCACCUAAAGCUGAUUAUAAAAUGAGCUCACCGCAAGUCAUGCCUCACAAUUCCUCCGAUUUGUUCUCCCCAUGGUCUCAGAGUCUAGUUGGAGCCGUACAUUCCGUAGGAGGCAAGGAUGAAAGUCCUCGUGAUUCAAAGCGACUUUCCACUUGUGAUAUAAACAACGGAAAUCCUAAGAGACCUAAACUCAGUGAUGGAAUCCCAGGGGGAUAUUACUCAACUGUGGCCCCUUCAGAUAUCUCUCCUACAAUGAGCAGGAGUUUACCCUCAGAAGGUGUCCCAUCUUCACUAAGCCGUGUUCAGAACAGAGCAUCAUUUUCUUGGGCUUAUGCAAAUGACAAGGCACAUUUCCAUCUUAUGGAUCCAGACACAGCAAAUAGUGUGGAAAGGCUGGAAAAAACAGACUUUUUGAGUCUAGCAAGUCAAAAUGAGACUGUUGAUCCCAAGAAAGGAAAUCUGAUCAUGUUACUUCAUGACUUUUACUACGGACAGCAUGAAGGAGACGGGCAGCCAGAACAGAAGACGCACACAACCUUUAAAUGCCUCAGCUGCUUGAAAGUUCUAAAAAAUGUUAAGUUUAUGAAUCACUUGAGGAACCAUUUGGAACUUGAGAAGCAGAGGGGUGACAGCUGGGAAAUUCACACCACCUGCCAGCACUGCCAUCGGCAGUUUCCCACCCCAUUCCAGAUGCAAUGUCACAUUGAAAGUGUACACACUACCCAGGAGCCCUCUGCUGUCUGCAAAAUUUGUGAAUUGUCGUUUGAAACAGAUCAGGUUCUCUUACAGCACAUGAAAGACAAUCAUAAACCUGGAGAAAUGCCCUAUGUGUGCCAGGUUUGCAAUUACAGAUCGUCGGCCUUUGCUGAUGUGGAAACACACUUCAGAACAUGCCACGAAAACACUAAGAAUUUGCUUUGUCUGUUUUGCCUCAAAAUUUUCAAAGCUGCGAUACCCUAUGGGAAUCAUUGUUGGAGGCACUGGAACAAGAGAAUCUUUCAGUGUUCCAAGUGCCGGCUACAGUUUUUGACUUCAAAGGAGAAAAUGGAGCACCAAACCAAGAAUCAUCAACCGUUUUAAAAUCCAGAGCAAUUGGAAGGGUUGCCUCCUGAAACAGUGGCUAUGAUUCAAAAUUUAGUUCAACCAGGAUCAAGAAGUGCAGCAUUCGUUAUUGUGAUCAACACUGACCCUCAACUGUCACGUGUAAAAACUAAAAAGAGGAUGGCUGUCAACUCUUAA